GGCUUGACAGACGCAACCCAACUACAUAAUAAGACAGACUUGGGGAUAGUAUCGAUACGUACCCCAAGGUCUCCGUUCUCAAAUCAAGAAAGGCUAAAGACAGCCGCCGGGCCUCGGGAGUUUGCGGAGCUCUCCACUGUCUCACUGCGGCAUUGAGAAUUGCUCUAGAGAAUACGAGGACUAAUUCAAACAUAACUUGAAGGCUACUCGAUCUGUCCUACCGCUCAACAUAAGGCGAGAGAGACAUGCAGUGGGAGAAACAUGGCUUUGCAACGAAAAUUCAAGCAGCUCGCGCAGAGAACUCCUCUGAAGCUGCUUCCCUUAAUGGAAACAAGGCUCUGACACCAAUAAUUGCUGGCAGCGUAUGUGGAGGUGUGCUGGCCAUUGCAUGGAUUGUCGGCCUCAUUUGGUUUCUACUUAAACGCCGGAAAUCGAAAAAUCGGAAUCCUCCCAAAGAGACCAAUGAGAUGGAGCCAUACAUUAUACCCCCGGAUCCAGCCAUCUUGCAAGGAGACAAGGAACUCAACCAGCACAGCGUACGCAUAUCCGUCUAGCAACAAUAACAUGGUCGUCGAUAUCAGGUCUUGAAUCAUACACGCGGCACACCAUGACAUAUCUAAUAUGUGCAAAUGUCAGAAUUAUAAAACGACCGAACUACACUAUAUACAGGCAAUGUGGACAUCGCGGACCCGACGUACGCUGGACCAUUAGUUUGAAUGGAAAGCAGAAGUUCCGUUCUGCAACCCAGACCCGUUAAGCUGUGACGUGCGACAUACACACCCAGAUCAGGCUGUGCUCAUCAUCCUCUGGUUGUUAUAAGCAUCUGGGUCGGUCAGAGAACUACUGACAGCGCGCCAGUUCACGCUGGGAAUGUACUUUUGAUAAAUUUUGUAGCAAUGCCACUAUUGAACCAUGCAA
Messenger RNA from Suillus fuscotomentosus, 918 nucleotides. RefSeq lists its product as uncharacterized. The transcript is spliced from 4 exons. The record is from RefSeq and is a predicted model, not a curated record. Bases 246 to 554 code for a protein of 102 amino acids. Lineage: Eukaryota; Fungi; Basidiomycota; Agaricomycetes; Boletales; Suillaceae.